Messenger RNA from Portunus trituberculatus (swimming crab), 5050 nucleotides. RefSeq names its product clustered mitochondria protein homolog (gene clu). Gene Ontology annotation, molecular function: mRNA binding; protein binding. Gene Ontology annotation, biological process: intracellular distribution of mitochondria. NCBI's taxonomy places the organism in Eukaryota, Metazoa, Arthropoda, Malacostraca, Decapoda, Portunidae. The record is from RefSeq and is a predicted model, not a curated record. Gene Ontology annotation, cellular component: cytoplasm.
CUCUCACUCCGGUCCACGUGAGAGAGAGAGAAAGAGAGAGAGAACGAGGCAGAGUAGCAGACGAUGGCCCAGGGCAAGGAGAUAGAGACUGGACCACAGAAAGAGAAGGAGAAGGAGAAAGAGAAGAGAAAGUUAAUGGCUGGAAAUCUCGUCGAGGGUAUGACAAACGGACAAACGGACAGGAAGGCAGAGAGAGAGACAGCGAAGAUCAAGGAUGGAGGAGGAGGAGGAGGAGAAGAGGAGGAGGAGGAGGAGAAGAAGAAGAAGGAGGAGGAGGAGAGCCUAGGCCUACAAGAAUAUGGCUUUACUGUCAAAAUUAAGCCUCCCACUGGCGACAUAUUUGAAAUUCAGGUGAGCAGUAUGGAGCUGGUUUACGAGAUACACCAGCUGCUAAUGGAUCGAGAGGACACAUGCCAUCGGACCUGCUUCUCUCUGCACUUGGAUGGAAACACUUUGGACAAUUUUGCCGAGUUGAAGACCAUUGAAGGGUUGAAGGAGGGGUCAGUGAUAAGGGUACAAGAGGAACCUUACACUGUCCGAGAGGCGAGAAUCCACGUUCGUCAUGUUCGAGACCUCCUUAAGUCCCUGGACCCACACGACGCCUACAAUGGGACGGACUGCGCCUCCCUGUCCUUCCUGCACACUGUGACGCAGGGGGAUAUCCUGGGCGAGUCCUACAAGAAGAAGAAUGCCGUUGAGAGUGUCGAUUGUACCCCCCCUAAAUACAUUUUGCCCCACACCAAGGACCGGCCCCUCCUCCCUCUCCACCCCUUCGCCAAGGACCACAAGGCGCCACAGUGCCUCAAGGUGUUGACCAUCAGUGGCUGGAACCCCCCCCCAGGCCCCAGGAAACUCCAUGGUGACCUUCUGUAUCUGUCUGUGGUGACCUUGGAGGGGAGGCACCAUCACAUCACAGCCUCCACAUGGGGAUUCUUCUUGAACCAGACUACCGAGGGGGACUUCAACCCCCGGCCAGCGUCCCCCUGCUACCUCUCCCACUCUCUCAUAGAUCUCCUCAACACACUUUCUCCGGGGUUUAAACGGAACUUUGCCGCGCUCCAGAAGAAGAGGGCAAUGCGUCACCCCUUUGAGAGAGUUGCCACCCCUUACCAGGUGUACACGUGGGCAGCCCCGGACCAUGGGAUCGACGCGCUGAGGGCAGAGGACGCAUACAGCAGCAAACUAGGCUAUGAGGAACACAUCCCUGGGCAGACGAGGGACUGGAAUGAGGAACUUCAGACCACGAGGGAGCUGCCCAGACGCACCCUGGCCGAGAGACUGGUCAGGGAGAGGGCCAUGUUUAAGGUCCACUCGGACUUUGUGGCAGCGGCAACCCGCGGGGCCAUGGCAGUGAUCGAUGGCAACGUUAUGGCGAUCAACCCUGGUGAAGACCCCAAGAUGCAAAUGUACAUCUGGAACAACAUUUUCUUCUCUCUGGGGUUCGACGUUCGCGACCACUAUAAAGAGGUUGGCGGUGAUGCUGCUGCCCAUGUUGCCCCUCGGAACGACCUACAAGGGGUGCGUGUGUAUGGGGUGGUGGACCAGGAGGGGCUGUACACCCUAGGGACCACAGUUAUUGAUUACCGAGGGUUUAGAGUCACUGCGCAGUCGAUUAUUCCGGGAAUUUUAGAACGUGAACAAGAACAGUCAGUUGUGUAUGGAUCAAUUGACUUUGGGAAGACUGUGGUGACUCAUGAUAAAUACCUGGAGCUUCUGAAGGCGGCCGGGCAGACCCUGAAGGUGCUGCCUCAUUCAGUCCUCAACGAAAAGGGCGAGGAGGUCGAAUUAUGCUCCUCCGUUGAGUGCAAAGGAAUUAUCGGGAAUGACGGACGGCAUUACAUCCUCGACUUGCUCCGAACUUUCCCUCCUGACGUGAAUUUCCUGCCAGGGGUGGAGGGGGCGGUGGUAGGGGAGGUUGCCAGGGGCCUUGGCUUUCCCAUGGCGCACUGUCACAAGCUGGCGACCCUGCGGCAAGAGCUGGUGGACGCAUUUGUCGACAGUCGAUACAUGAAUUUCUUGAAGAUGGCAGCCUUGCAUUUACAGAGACUCAGGGCUCAGAAGGAGGAGGAGGAGGGGAAGAAGAAGGAAGAGGAGGGGAAGAAGAAGGAAGAGAAGAAGGAUAAGGAAGAGAAGAAGGAUAAGGAAGAGAAGAAAGAUAAGGAAGAGAAGGAUAAGGAAGAGAAGAAGGAGGAAAAGGAGGAGGAGGAGAAGCAGGAUAAGGAAAAGGAAGAUGAAGUGGAGGAGGUGGAGAGAAAAGAGGAGGAGGAGGAGAAGGGAGAUAAAGUGGAGGAGUUUGAGGCAGAGGAGGCUAAACGGAUGGUGGAGACUGCCCGGGAGAGCCUGGGGGGCGAGGGAGGAGGUGGCGGGGGGGCUGGGGAGGAGAACACGCGCAAUGUUAUCCGUUCUGCGGCGGCGGCGGUCGGCUCGCUCAAGGAUGCCGACUUUGACAUCCGCUUCAAUUUGGACGCCUUCUCCCCCGGCGUGCGGCACCCGGACGGGGGGGCGGGGGGGCGACUGGCCAGGGAGCGCCGUCUGGUGUGUGACGCAGCAACCUUUUUAGUGGAACAGCAAAUCCCGGCACUGCUUGGGGACCUGUCAGACCACAGCGCGGCACCUCUGGACGGUGCCGCGCUGUGCCAAGCCAUGCACAGCCGCGGGAUCAAUAUUCGGUACCUAGGGGUGGUGGCGCGGCGGGUGAGGGAGGCUGGGGAGGGGCUGGGGCACUUGGUGAGUGUGUGCGUUGGUGAGGUGCUGGGGCGCUGUGUCCGGCGAGUGCUGCGUGCUGCUCUUCAAGCUGUGGAGCCUAUGAGUCUUGCCGCAGCCACAGCACACUUCCUCAACUGCUACCUCUCGUCGUACCCCACCCCCCAUCCGGCCCACCCCGCCGAGGAGCUGCUUUCCAAGCGGCGACGAAGGCGGCCUCCCUUCAGCGGCAGCAGCAGCAGCAGCGGCAGCAGUCAGUGGUGGGCGCUGACUCCUCGCUCGCUGUGGGCGUCGCUGCGAGGUGAAGCACAGCAGUACUAUGGGUUUGAGCUGUGUGGGGAGGGCGAGGGGGUGGAUGCUGUGGUGGGGCGGUAUGGCCUGCAGAAGGUGACACUGCUGCGAUGGCUGUGUCAGCGCUGUGGGGUGCAGAUGAUGCUGCGAGAGUACAGCCUGGACGGGCGGGGGGGAGAGGCGUUCAGCGAGGGGGACAUUGUGAGCCUGCAGCCCGUGGUGAAGCACUGCCACCCGAGGGCCACGGAUGCCCUGGCACUGUACGCCGCAGGGCAGGCCAAGACACAGCAGGGCUUCCUGAAGGAUGGGUAUGGGCUGAUCAGCGAGGCACUGGCACUCCUCAACAGUGUGUACGGCGCCGUCCAUCCGGAGACGGCACAGUGCCUCAGGACGCUGGCACGCUUGAAUUACAUCAUGGGGGACCACCUGGAGGCACUGGCACUACAGCAGAAGGCCGUGCUGAUGAGUGAGCGGGUGAAUGGCAUCGAUCACCCGCAGACUGUGGCAGAGUAUGUCCACCUGGCACUCUACUGUUUCGCCGCCCAGCAGGUGAGCACGGCACUGCGUCUCCUGUACCGUGCCCGCUACCUCCUGCUGCUCCUGAACGCAGAGUGCCACCCAGAAAUGGCACUGGUGGACAGCAAUAUAGGGUUAAUAUUGCAUGCUGUGGGCCAGUAUAGCCUCUCACUACAGUUCUUGGAGGCCGCUCUGGCACUCACCCUGCGCUUCCACGGCACCCGAAGCUUGAAGGCCGCAGUGACGCACCAUCUAGUGGCACGAACACAGAGCUGCCUGGGGGACUUCCGAGCGGCAUUGACCCACGAAAAAGAGACAUUCGCAACUUACAAAUCUCUUCUUGGACCUCAGCAUGAAAACCGCGAGGCAGACCAAUGUUUACGACACCUCACCACCCAGGCAGUCACCAUGGCCAAGAAAAUCAGUGAGGCAUGUGGCGGUGGUGGUGGCGGGCGUGCAGCGGCGGCGGCGGCUGCGUCUCUAGGCCUACCAGCGGUCCAGAUCCAGCCACCAUCGUUAAACAGUGUUCUCGAUCUUCUAAACGUGAUAAAUGGCAUUAUGUACGUUCAAAUUACCGCAGAGGAGAUCGAUAGACUCAGACAGGAGAUUGAGAAGGGCCAGCAACACCAGCAGCACCACAGCAACACCGCAAACACCACCAAUGACUCACAGGAACUCCCACAGGAACUCCCUACCACGUUGAUUGCCGAGGAAGGAGCAAAGAGUGAGGAGGAAGGGACAGCUAGUCGGUGAGCUACACCACGCACCACAGCGCACCACCACUCACCACCACCACCACCACACCCACUGCUAGCUAUGUUGUUGUUUUGGGUGAGUUUUGCACAAAAAAUCAAAAUAUUCGAGAUUUUUUUAAGGUUUUUAAGAAGUUUUGGUGUUUUUGGGGCUAUUUUUGGGGAUAGAAGUGAAAGAAAUGAAGAAAAAUUAAUGGAAAACGUUGGAAAAUAUGAGUAAUUUGUCUCCAGGGUUGAAAUGAAGUGAAUUGAAGUGACAUGACCUCUGAUGCUUAAGAAAUUGACAUGAUUUUUUUAUUUUUUGGGGUAGAAAUUAAAGAAAUGAAGAAAAAUUAAUGGAAAACGUUGGAAAAUAUGAAUAAAUUGUCUCCAGGGUUGAAAUGAAGUGGAUUGAAGUGACAUGACUUCUGAUGCUUAAGAAAUUGACAUGAUUUUUUAAUUUUUUUGGGGUAGAAAUGAAAGAAAUGAAGAAAAAUUAAUAGAAAAUGUUGGAAAAUAUGAAUAAAUUGUCUCCAGGGUUGAAAUGAAGUGAAUUGAAGUGACAUGACCUCUGAUGCUUAAGAAAUUGACAUGUUUUUUUUAUUUUUGGGGAUAGAAGUGAAAGAAAUUAAGAAAAAUUAAUGGAAAACGUUGGAAAAUAUGAGUAAUUUGUCUCCAGGGUUGAAAUGAAGUGAAUUGAAGUGACAUGACCUCUGAUGUUUAAGAAAUUGACAUGAUUUUUUAUUUUUUUUUUUUUGUAUUGAAAAUGAAAAAAAAAUAAGGAAAAAAUUGCUACAAAAUAUAAAUGA